This is a messenger RNA of Acanthopagrus latus (yellowfin seabream), 4296 nucleotides long. It is a transcript of the gene impg1b, whose product is annotated as interphotoreceptor matrix proteoglycan 1b. The coding region runs from base 495 to 3587 and encodes 1030 amino acids. Gene Ontology annotation, biological process: visual perception. The transcript is spliced from 18 exons. NCBI's taxonomy places the organism in Eukaryota, Metazoa, Chordata, Actinopteri, Spariformes, Sparidae. The record is from RefSeq and is a predicted model, not a curated record.
GGUGGCUAACAGGAUGAGGCCGGGUGGCCACGUGGCUCCGUGGGGAUUAAAGGCGGCGAGAAGAAGGUAAAGAGAUUAGACUCAGAACGGAGCCUGCUUUUUUAACCUCGUCACUGUUGUCACACUGACAGCGCGGAAGGAAAACUUGUGAGCCACAAUUACAUCAGUUCACUGUCUCUCCUUCCUCCUUCCUCCUCCCUCCCUGGCUCCCUCCUCGCCCAUCCAUCCAUGCAGCCACCUCAGCUCUCUCCAGGGACCCAACGACACCCAGGAACUCACUAGCUCCUGAACAACUGAGCUGGAGAGCGGAUUGGAGUGGAACCAGACUCCCUUCUUCUUAACAAGCCGAGGACCUUGUCAGCACCAAUGAGGAGGCUUCUGCAUGCUCUGCUAAUGGACUCAAGAUAAACACAUUCUGGAUUUGAUUGUUGUUUGCAACAGUCUCUUUACAAAUGACAACUUCGGGCCUGAAAACCACAUAAAAUUAGCACAUCAUGCUUUUGAAGUUAGGACUGCUCCUCACUUUGUGUCUGUUUACGCUCCAAGCAAGUCGAAUCAAAGAUCUCCGUGAACACAGUUUGUCUGGGCUCAGGGAUGUGAAGCACAGACACUUUCUAGAGGCCUCCAGACCGACCAGACACGCCACGAAUGUCAGAGCGGAGCAGGACGGACAUCGGACGAAGAGGUCGGCGCUCUUCAACACGGGGGUCAAAGUGUGUCCCCAGGAGACGAUGAAGGCAGUCAUCGGCAGCCAUCGGUCGUAUUACAAACUCCGAGUUUGUCAGGAGGCGAUUUGGGAGGCGUUCCGCAUCUUCUUGGACAGAGUCCCGAGCUCAGAGGAGUACGGAGCCUGGGUUUACACCUGCCAGCAUGAAAACCUCUGCAUGGACGACCUGGCUCAAAACUUCAGCAGCUCCCAGGAGCAUCUGGACAUGGUGGCCAGAAGAGUAGCCGAGCAAGCUGAAGCUGAAGGUGAAGGAGUCAUCGCUGAAACCCCAGAUCCAGGAAGGGACUGCACCUGGACCCCCCCUCUGAUUCUGCUGCCAACAGAGGCCAACGGGAUCGAGGAAGACCCCAACCUCAUAAAAGAAAACUACGAGGAGUACAUUGUCGAGUUCAGCGUCACCAUAGUGGACCCGACGUACAGCAAGCUGCUCAGUGACCCCGAGGCGCCGCUCCACACUGAUGUCGCGCUGGAGCUCAGAGAGAAGAUGCGUCAUGUGUUUGAAAAAGUUCCAGGAUUCAAAGAGAUUCGUGUUCUGGGAUUUCGCUCAGAGGAUGUGUCUGUGCGGUACGCUGUGGUCUUUAAUGGAGAAACGGAGCUCAAUGAUGACCCUGAGGGUCUCGAGGAGCCCGAUACCGAGACACACGAGGACAUAAACGCUCCCAAACUGAAACACAUCAUCAAAAAGGCCUUAAAACAGGAACUGUCCCUGUCGCUGCCGCUGGACAUACAGACGCUCAGCUUUGAGGCUGUAACCACAGUUUAUCCAGUCGCGGAGCUCGGCAUGAACCCCGUCGUAUCCGAGGAGGACCCCACGCAGGCGCCCAUGGAGGUCAACACUCACACCCGAAGUUUCUUCCCCACCGUGGCAGUGAUAGAAAACUCUUUGGAAGCUUUCACAGUCAGACCGGAAACACACACCUUCGUGCCUUUCAUCCCAAACGUCCUCCCAGAAGCCACCCCUGCUGUCACACAUGAGACUCCUUUAAUGGCAGGAGCAGAGGAGGAAUCCACAGAGGCUGCCGCUGAUCAGCCCGGUAACAUUAUCGCACUAGACACAACACGCGAAACUAUCACAGGGCACGAAGAGGAAGCAGAGCCGGAGGUGGAGGAGAUGCCGCCGACUGAGCCCGACGACAGAGGCGAGGUUGAACCUGAAGAGCAGGCGACGGAUGAACCUGAACCUGCGGAACAAAAUGAAGACCCUCCCUUGGAAACUCCAGACUCCCAACCAGAGGAAGAAAUGACCGACACACCUGCUGUCGUUUACCACGAUGUGCCCGAGCUUGCAGACCGCACAGUUACUGCCAUGUCUAUCACAGAAGCGGCGGUAUCAGUCCCCAUGCCAUCGCCUCAUGACGAUGCUGUCCAAGGCAUCGAACCAGACACGGAUGUUGAGCCUCUGCCACCCCCCGUGGAGAGCGGCGAAGCCCCCGAAGAGAGAGAUGAAGCCAGCGGAGGGCAAAGUAGAACAACCCCAGUUUCAACAGCGCUGCCUCCUGAGAGCUCAAACAUUCAAGAGGAUGCAUGGUCAAGUCUGAAUGGGACAAAUGUGGUGGUGACGGUACCACUGGAGGAAGAAAGCGGCAGUGGGUUCCCCUCGGAGUCCGACGAGCGCCCGUAUGAAUCUACGGCUGCGCCGGCCAUGAGGCAGGCCAGCACCCCUCUGAUGACCGUAGUGGAUAAGAACAAAGAGCUAGUGGUUUUCUUUAGCUUGAGGGUCACCAACAUUAUGUUUUCUGAUGACCUGUUCAACAAGAGCUCCCCAGAGUAUAAGUCACUGGAGAAUACCUUUCUUGAGCUGACACAGCACUCUGGGUCCAGAAACUCGCCAAACCCUGGAGCUUCCAGUAAAUCUGGGCUUAGGAGACAGACGACUUUAGCCUCCAUACCGCUUCUGCCAUAUCUGCAGUCCAAUCUGACGGGAUUCAAGCAGCUGGAGAUUCUCAACUUCAGGAACGGCAGCGUUGUGGUAAACAGCAGGAUGAAACUGGACAAGCCGGUACCUUACAACGUCACGGAAUCCGUACACUGCGUGCUCGAGGACUUCUGCAGCGCGGCGUCUAAGCGGCUCGACAUCGAGAUUGACAGCCGCUCCUUGGAAGUAGAACCAGCUGACCAAGCGGACCCCUGUAAGUUCCUGGCCUGCAACGAGUUUUCACGCUGCGUGGUGAACAGUUGGACCGAUGAGGCCGAGUGUCUGUGCGAUCCUGGAUACAGCACCGUGGACGGCCUGCCGUGUCAGAGCACCUGCGCCGUGCAGCCGGACUACUGCCUGAACGGAGGCCGGUGUGAAAUAAUCCCGGGGCACGGAGCCACCUGCAGAUGCCCUGUGGGUAAAUACUGGCACUACCACGGAGAGCGCUGCAGCGAGCUGGUGUCCAUGCCCGUAGACCCUUCGCUCAUCGUGACCUGCCUCGUGGGGAGUCUCUGCCUUGUUUGUGCCAUCAUCGGGAUUUUGAUUUUCAUUAACAAGAAGUGCAUAAAUACCAGAAAGGCUGUAACGUUGGUGCACACCCUUGCUCCCUAUGCCUUUGAGAACACUCUGAGGGAGAAUCCAGUAUUUGAGAAUGACGAUGGUGUCUUAACCCAAGUGUCCACGUUGCCUUAUCCCUCGAGUUCGGCCUCCUCCCAGUCCCAACAGUCUGAACAAGAGCAUUUUGCCUCAAUUGAAAAUAUACAUCUGAGUAUUGAGAUCCCCCGACAACUCUACACAACCAGAUCAGAAAAGUUAGUCUCUGAAAUGGUCGACUUCCAUCAUUGUAUACCGCAGAACGAGACGUGGCGACGGCCAAAUGAAUACAGAACACGCUGCGUUUUAAGGGCAUCAGAUAACGAGUGUUUUGAAGUAACAGUCCUUUGAUGGAACCUUCAAAGACUGGAGUUCGCUGUUUAACUGUAUGUGGGGUGCGAGGUACAGUAGACCAGUCAGAAAUGGUGUUUAAAGUGUUGUGAUUUAUCGUUCAUAGUGAUUGUGUCUCGUUAGACAGAGAGCUAUGGAUAUUAAGGUGGACUUAGGUUGUCUUAAAGCGGAACCUAAUAUUUAUUUCACAUAUUGAAUGGUAGGAACAUUUCCUGUAUACCCUUGGCAAAGGUUGUUGUUUCCUCACAAUGAGGUAUUUAUUAUUUACAAACUGAUACACAUGGUGGUAUACUGAGUGUAGACGGUAAAAUGUUGUUUAUUUUAAUGCUAUUCUGAACUAUUUGUUGUGUCCCAAAAAGAGAAUGAAUGUAUAAGCUGCUGACUUGGGUCAUGACAUAUUGUUUAUAGAAAAUAUUGUCUGUCCUGUUCAAAACAACUCUUCCCACUAAUCAUUUGUCUUAUAAGAUUUGGAUGUUUUUUUUUUUUUUUUUUACGCACAUUUUGCAUUUAACAGCAAAGAAUAAAAUGUCUUUUUUUGCAUUAAAAUUGUGAAGUGUCAUUUGUUUCUGAAUGCUUAAAGCUUGUUUGGUUGUGUGACAAAUUAAAACAUAUUUAUUAAUGAUUUAAAGGGGCUAUAUGUGACAAUUUGUUGCAACUUGAAUGUAUUCAUUGCUGUUUUCACUGUAGUACAUGUCGACAAUUAAUCUUA